AAGAGCAGCGGAGGAGGAAGAUCAUCGCGCGGGGCACAGAUCGCAUGGCGCUGAUAACGGGUCGGAUCAACACACUCAAUCCGGAUCCGGUUUUAAAGUGCUCUACCUUCACCGCCAACCGCUCCGAUCUUCCACCGCCGCAGCAUUCCCGCUCAUCAUCCGAGCCUCUCUCCGCAAACGACCAAGCCUUCUUCCAAUCCGGUGGAUGCGAGGUUCCUAUUGUAAAAGCCAAUCCUGUUGAGGAAGCAUCAUCUACAGGAACGGAUUCGAGAAGCAGAGAUUUGGACGUGCGCCAACACGAUCAGAAAGAGUUAACAGCUGCAUUGCCAUCGAAAAAUGUACAAUUAUCUCACAAUCACUUGCUCAAUCUUCUCCGUCUAAUCAAUGCACAUGCGGUGAAUUCUAGCCUCUCUUCCUCGGAGGAUACAAGAGCAAUCUGUUCCGCACUGCUAGGCCUUGCCGUGGUUGUGCUCCAAAUCAUCCAUCACUACGCGGUAGUUAAGCCAGAGAGCCUUGUCAUGUUUAGCCCUCUUUUGGUGGUGGCACUGACUGACUUUGUUAUAGUCGUGGUGAGUCAGGCACGAUCGAACAAGGAGGAAGAGGGUAAGUACGAGGAUGAGGAUGAUGGUAGCUUGGACGGAGCUGUGAAGCUGCUGGAAUUGGGGUUGGUUUUGCACCAGAUGAUCUGUGCUAUCUUCGUAGACUGCAGUUUCUACUUGGUGGUCGUCAUACUUGGCCUUUCUCUGGUGUAACGAAACUUCCGGUUUCAUCAAUUCCUGUAGCAAUAUCAAGUGUUUGGAAAUGUGCAGUUUUGAAGCUGCAAAGGACCAUGGAAAAUUGCAGAAACAGACGACAGUUUUCGACUGAAGGGGAUUGGAUGAUUCAGGGGAAUGUAAAUGUGCAAAGGCUGUUGCAUAAACUUGGAUUUAAAUUAUAAGCUUUAGUUUGAUAUAGAGAUUAGU
This is a messenger RNA of Salvia hispanica, 962 nucleotides long. RefSeq lists its product as uncharacterized. NCBI's taxonomy places the organism in Eukaryota, Viridiplantae, Streptophyta, Magnoliopsida, Lamiales, Lamiaceae. The record is from RefSeq and is a predicted model, not a curated record.